CAUUGGCUCGUCCCUCCCGCGCCGGGCGCCAUGUUGUGGAGGGGCCGGGCGCCAUCUUAGCGCGCCGGGGGCGCAGGGCUCUGACGCGGCCGGCGGAGGCGCCGCCCGGCGAGGAGGGAGAGCUGGCAGCCGCAGGAGUAUACAUGAAGCUCAAGCUCUGAACCUGCUAUGACUGACCCAGACGUCCUCACUGAGGUCCCUGCAGCUCUCAAACGCCUUGCCAAGUAUGUUGUGCGUGGGUUUUAUGGCAUUGAACAUGCUUUGGCUCUGGACAUCCUCAUCCGAAACCCCUGUGUGAAGGAAGAGGACAUGUUAGAGCUCCUGAAAUUUGACAGGAAGCAGUUGCGGGCUGUCCUCAACACCCUCAAGGGUGACAAGUUCAUCAAAUGCAGGAUGAGGGUCGAGACAGCUCCGGAUGGCAAAACCACCCGUCACAACUAUUACUUCAUCAACUACCGCCUGCUGGUUAACGUGGUGAAGUACAAGCUGGACCACAUGAGGAGGAGGAUUGAGACGGACGAAAGGGACUCCACCAAUCGCGCCUCUUUUAAAUGCCCCAUUUGCUUCAGCACUUUCACAGACCUGGAGGCCAACCAGCUCUUUGACCCCAGGACAGGAACUUUCCGCUGUACUUUCUGUGAGACUGAAGUGGAAGAAGAUGAGUCGGCAAUGCCCAAAAAGGAUGCAAGGACACUCGUGGCAAGAUUUAACGAGCAGAUCGAGCCCAUCUACGCGCUGCUUCGUGAGACAGAAGAUGUUAACUUAGCCUAUGAAAUCCUCGAACCAGAACCCACAGAGAUCCCUGCCUUGAAGCAGAGCAAAGAACGUGCAGCUGGUACGGGUUCGGGGACAGCUGGCGUUACAAGCGGACACCAUCGGGAAGCGUGGACUACGAAAGGCCCAUCCUACGAGGACUUGUAUACCCAGAACGUUGUCAUCAGCAUGGAGGACCAGGAGGACAUUAACCGGUCUGCCAGCGACGGGAAGCCAGCCAGAGAGAGGCCAAUUUGGCUCCGGGAGAGCACGGUGCAGGGGGCGUACGACCCUGAUGAAAUCAAAGACGGGGGCCGGGAUCUGGACGCCUUCCAGGAGCGUGAGGAGGGCCGGGCGGCUCUGGAUGACAACGAGGAGGUGAUGCGUGCCCUGCUCAUCCACGAGAAGAAGACGCCCUCUGCCUCAACCGUCACCGUCGGGGGCUCCGCUCCUCUCUCUGGCGCCAACGCCAGUGACUCGGAGAGCGAGACGAGCGAGUCGGAGGAGGAAUCCCCUCCCCGCCCCGCUGCCACAGCCACCACGGCGUACGGGCUGGAGGAGGAGGAGGAGGAUGAAGAGUUCGAGGUGGUGGCAGAGGACCCCACGGUCACAGUGGCUGGGCGCCCGCACACUUACAGCCAAGUGAGCCAGCGCCCCGAGCUGGUGGCCCAGAUGACACCGGAGGAAAAAGAGGUUUAUAUCGCCAUGGGGCGACGCAUGUUUGAGGAUAUGUUUGAUUAACUGCUUCCUCACGGGGCUUUUUUUUUUGUUUUUUUAAUGAUUUUUUUAAAGCCAGAGACUCCCUUGUAAAACAGAAGGCUAAAAUGCAUCUUGCCUCCCCUGUGCGCAGGGACACUGGGGCCUGCAACUGCUAAUCUCAGGCAUCUUGCCCACCAGAGAGGGGGAGCAGGAAGGCUGCAUGUGCCAAAACAGGUAGGGGAGGACAUGUUUUAGAAGGGAGGAUGCUUGCAAGGUAAAAAUUUUAGGGUUUUAGGGUUGCCUGCGCACAGGCACUGGUUUAACCCUCUGGCCACGGAGCGCUUACUGCUGAGCAGCCCCGGGGGCAGCCACCUGUUACUUUCCUCGCUCCCCUUCUCUUCUUAGUCACUCUCAGCACCUCAAGGUCAGGGGCAACUUGAAACACGCAGAGGGAAAGCCUUGUUGAGCGCACAGAGCCACCCUUUGUCAGUGUAACAAAAGCCCUGCACACAUCUGAGCUGUCAGAGAGCUCCGACUGACCCGGAGAUGCCUUCCUUUUCCAGCAGUGCUGUCUGGCGCUUCUGCCUCGCUCUGUCCAGCCCCCGGUGUGGCAGACGGUUGGUGGCGGGCAGAGAAAUGGCAUGGCUAGCUUCUGGUUGCAGUCACACCACCACGGUUGCAUCAUUUUAAGAGGAAUUAUGCAAGUUUAAAUUCUGCUUCGGCACGCUCUCUUCCCACAGGAAGACAUUUACCCGUGCCUGCAGAGCAAUAUCAGAUUUGUAAAAUGUUUUCUCUAUCAAUUGAAAGUGUUGCUUUUUUAAAAUUGUCGUGUUUUCCUAUCCGGCAAGAGAACAAAACAAAAGGAUAAAAGAAGUUUGUGUUGUCGGAGGGUAGGGGCAGUACUACGUGCUGCUCGGUUUACAUGGGCAGCAUCAAUUUGCUGUUCACUGAGACUGUAAAUCUGUUUUAUACUAACUGUGCUUUCUAGGUUCUGCUAACCUUGUAAUGCCUCCUCUGUGGUUUUAUUUUCAGUUUCUCCCUCUUUUGAUCUCCCUCUUUUUUUAGCAUUUUAAAUUCGCUUUUAAGUCAUUUUAAGGUGGAAUAAAUAAAUAGAAACUCGUUCCCUU
Messenger RNA from Anas platyrhynchos (mallard), 2579 nucleotides. It is a transcript of the gene GTF2E1, whose product is annotated as general transcription factor IIE subunit 1. Gene Ontology annotation, biological process: transcription initiation at RNA polymerase II promoter. Gene Ontology annotation, cellular component: transcription factor TFIIE complex. Lineage: Eukaryota; Metazoa; Chordata; Aves; Anseriformes; Anatidae. The record is from RefSeq and is a predicted model, not a curated record.